AUGAACAGGCAACCAACGCGUGAAGAAAUUCAACGAUUCGUACAGCGUUGGCAACAGCUAAAGUCGCAAUAUGGCGAUAAUGCUGUCAAUGUACCUGAAUUCAAUCAUUUGACCAAGAUUAUUCGGUAUAUUCAAGCUAUGCUGAGGCAGCAGCAACCUCAACAACAACAACAGCAGCCUGGAGCCGUAAACAACGCGAAUCAAACGGCUUUUCAGACCCAGCUCCAGCCUUCUCUGACUCCACAGCCUCAACUGCACCCACAACAGGCGGUUCAACAAAAUCUUCUGCAGAUGCCGCAGAAACAACUGCCAUACAUGCAAAUGACCAACGGGAUGGGCAGUGGCGCGUCAAGCGCUAACGGACAGGGUAACGGGAUUGGAGGUCAUGUAGGUGGAGUUGGUGGCCAAGUUUCCGUAGGACAAGUCGGGGGUCAGGUCGGACAAGUUGGUGGACAGGUUGGUGGACAAGUGGGUGGACAAGUGGGUGGACAAAUGGGCCACAUGGGAAUGAUAAAUCAGAUGGGAAUGGUUGGAAUGAACCAAUCUCCCGCUCAGCAGUCUCCGCAGAGCUUGUCGCAGACUCCGUCUAUUCCUCCACAGCAGCCAGGCAAUUUUUCUGGCAUGAACCAAAACUUGGGCCAGAACCUCGGAAAUAUGAACCAAACCGUCGCACAGGGCGGUCAGUCCAUAGCACAGAAUGGUGCAUAUGGCAGAGUAGAGAGUCCGUUCUCUCCACUGCAGAUGCAGCUACUCAGGCUGCAGACUCAGGCCGCCAAAUUUUUGUUCAAGAGUCAGUCAUCCGGGUUUCCACCUGUGCCCCCAAAUAUGAUAGAGAUGGCUACGAAUGAGCGUUUGGCAAUUCCUCCAGAAUCAACUUCCGCGGUCGCUGCUACUCCAUCUAUGCCUGCUCCACUGCCUGGUCCUUCAAAUAUGCAACCAUCAAUGGCGUCGCAGUCUCCACAAUUGCCAUACAACCAAGCACCUACUCCCUCAAGCAAUGCCCGUACGGGCCAGAUGAUCCCCUCCUCUCAGCAGAUUGAUUCUUCGAACAUACCUGGUAGAGCAGAUCCUAAGCACCUUCCAGGCAAACGCAUGUCGAAGUCCAAAUCAGGCGCCGGAACGCCAAUCACAGGGCUGCUAGCUGAUCCUAGCACCAUACAACCCAUCUGCAGAACAGCAGCACCCCCAGUUGAAUUUGCGGAAUUCUCGAAGGAUUUGGAUCUUUCCAAUCAGCUUGUGGUGCCCAUAAGCAAGCCUAACGCGCAGAUCGAUACCUUUGUCCUUCCUAAGAUUGUGGACGAACUGAUCAAAGAUGUUCCAUUUAACAGUUUGUACGCGCCUCAAAGUAAAGUGAGAUGUCCAGCAUUGUUACCAACCAGUUUGGAUGUGGAUGAUCUCAUGAGUAUGCGUGAAUCUUAUAUGUGUCUCCAAAUCGAUGCACAGAUUGCUCAGUUGAAGAAGCAAUUGGAACAUGCUACCAAUGAGCAUGAGAGAACUGAACUUUUAAUUCAAUUGUCACAGCUCGAAUUGAUUCCACAUCAGAAGAAUGUCCGCGGAAAGAUCCUCUCACAGUUGUGGUUCAGCAAGUCGUUGCUUCCUAACUCUCACCCUAACUUUUUGGCCAUAUUUGCGGAGCUUUCAUUGGAUAACGUUAUCAUGACAGAAGAGCUCUACAAGCAACAGCUUUACUCUUUAGUUCAAGCCCAGAACAGAAAGCACCAGGACUCUGUUUCCCGAAUUCUUGCAUUUACCGCCAACAAGCGAGAGCGUUUCAACUCGCGAAAGGAAAAGCUCGAGAGAAUGAAUAUCAAGAUCAACAGUUUCCACUCACAAACUGCAAAGGAAGAGCAGAAGAAGCUUGAAAAGAUGGCCAAACAGCGUUUGCAGGCAUUGAAACUGAAUGACGAAGAAGCAUAUUUGAAAUUGCUUGAUCAUACCAAAGACACCAGAAUCACUCAUUUAUUGAACCAAACCAACCAUUUCUUGGACAGUUUGGCACAGGCUGUUCAAACACAACAACGGGAGUCACAGAAAAACAAUUCUUACGGUGCUGCUCCCGAGGAAGAGAAGGAAAUGGAUGAUGAAAAGCGCGAGAAAGUCGACUAUUAUCAAGUUGCCCAUCGCAUCAAGGAAGAGGUCACCGCACAACCAAGUAUUUUAGUCGGAGGUACAUUGAAGGAGUACCAGUUGAAGGGUUUGCAAUGGAUGGUUUCUUUGUUCAAUAACCACUUGAACGGUAUUCUUGCAGAUGAGAUGGGAUUGGGUAAGACGAUUCAAACCAUUUCCUUAUUGACUUAUUUGACUGAAAGAAAACAGAUUCCUGGCCCAUAUUUGGUUAUUGUUCCGCUUUCGACUUUGACUAAUUGGAAUUUGGAGUUCGAGAAAUGGGCUCCUGCUUUGAAGAAAAUAACGUACAAGGGAACUCCUGUUCAAAGAAAAGUGAUGCAACACGAUAUCAGACAACAGAACUUCCAGGUCUUGUUAACAACCUUUGAGUAUGUUAUCAAGGACCGUAGCUUAUUGUCCAAGAUUAAAUGGGUUCACAUGAUCAUUGAUGAAGGUCACAGAAUGAAGAAUGCUAACUCUAAAUUGUCUGAAACUUUAACACAAUUCUACCACAGUGAUUACAGAUUGAUUUUGACAGGUACGCCAUUGCAGAAUAAUUUACCAGAGCUUUGGGCUUUGUUGAACUUCGUUUUGCCAAAGAUUUUUAAUUCAGUGAAAUCUUUUGAUGAGUGGUUUAACACUCCAUUUGCCAACACUGGUGGUCAAGACAAGAUCGAAUUGAGUGAAGAAGAGACUCUUUUGGUCAUUAGAAGAUUGCAUAAAGUGUUGAGACCAUUCUUAUUGAGGCGUUUGAAGAAGGAUGUGGAGAAGGAUUUGCCAAAUAAAAUUGAAAAAGUCAUCAAGUGUCCAAUGUCUUCUUUGCAAUCUAAAUUGUACAGAAUGAUGUUGAAGUAUAAUGCACUUUUCGCAGGUGACACUAGCGCUGGCAAGAAAGCAAGCACAAUCAAAAAUGCCAACAACCAACUCAUGCAAUUACGAAAGAUUUGUAACCAUCCUUUCGUUUACGAGGAAGUCGAGAACCUUAUCAAUCCGAAGGUUGAGACCAAUGACACAAUCUGGAGAGUUGCAGGAAAGUUUGAACUUUUGGACAGAAUCCUUCCUAAGUUUAAGCAGACUGGACACAGAGUGUUGAUUUUCUUUCAAAUGACACAAAUCAUGGACAUCAUGGAAGAUUUCUUGCGGUUACGUGGAAUGAAAUACAUGAGAUUGGAUGGUGGCACCAAGUCCGAUGACAGAACAGAACUUUUGAAGCUUUUUAAUGCUCCAGGCUCCGACUACUUUUGUUUCUUGUUAUCCACUAGAGCUGGUGGUUUGGGCUUGAAUUUGCAAACUGCAGAUACCGUUAUUAUCUUUGACUCGGAUUGGAAUCCUCAUCAGGAUUUGCAAGCUCAAGACCGUGCUCACAGAAUUGGUCAAAAGAAUGAGGUGAGAAUUUUAAGAUUGAUUACUGAAGACUCCAUUGAGGAAAUGAUUUUGGAAAGAGCCGUGGCAAAGUUGGAAAUCGAUGGAAAGGUUAUCCAGGCCGGAAAGUUCGAUAACAAGUCCACUUCUGAAGAACAGGAGGCGUUGUUACGUGCUUUGAUGGACAAGGAAGAAGAAAGAAGACUCAAAGGAUCUGACGAAGAUGAUGACUUAGAUGAUGAUGAGCUCAACCAGAUCAUUGCCAGAAACGACGACGAAUUGAUAACAUUCCAGGAAUUGGAUACUCAAAGAGCGCUUGAAACCAGAAACGCGGACUACCCAGCACGUUUGUAUACUGAUCAAGAGCUUCCUGACAUUUACCAAAGAGAUCCUCAGCAGUUCUACAAGACGGAUGAGCAAUUGAUCGAGGAGUAUGGCAGAGGAAACAGAGAGCGCAAGACUGCUGUCUAUGACGACAAUUUGACGGAAGAAGAAUGGCUCAAGAAAAUUGAAGGUGUUGUUUCUGAUGAAUCCGAUAGCGAAUUGGGUGGUAGGAAGAAAGGGCGUGCUCGCCGGAAGGAUAACGAAGACUUCAGGAAGAGAGUGCUUGAUGACGAUGAGACGUCCUCCAAGAGAGCAAGAUCGUCCACCCCCAAACCCAAAGGACGUCCAAGAAGCGCCAAACCCAAGAUCAAGACUUCGUCAAACAGGAGCACGCCUGCCGUUGAUGUUCUUUCUCCGGACGAUAGAAUGCAAUUGCAGAACAGCAUUGAUAUCAUUUACGGAAACCUUCUCGAUUAUAAAGAGAACAGCCGAAAAUUGAGUGAUUUGUUCUUGGUAAAGCCAUCCAAGAGAUUAUAUCCCGACUACUACGUCUUAAUCAAACACCCACUCGCUUUGGACAUGGUCAAGAAGAGAAUCAACAAUAAGACCUAUGUUAACGUUCGCGAGUUCCUUGAAGAUGUGCACUUGAUCUUCAGCAACGCUCGUAUAUACAAUGAAGAAGGGUCUGUUGUGUAUCAGGAUGCCACUACGUUAGAGACGUUGGCUUUCGACAAUUACAAAGAAUUAUAUCCUAACGAAGCUGAAUGGGAAGCCACCCUUGACUUCAAGGAAUUUGACGAAAUUCACCUGCUCAAGCCGCUAGCAGUUGGGGGUACUGCGGUAAAACAUCCAGUUGGAACCACCAACACUAAUGUUACAUCCACUGAAGGAACCGUGGAGCUGACGCCCUUCUUUGAUCACAAGGACAUUACGAAUGACUUUGCCUAA
Sungouiella intermedia is the source of this 4740-nucleotide messenger RNA. NCBI's taxonomy places the organism in Eukaryota, Fungi, Ascomycota, Pichiomycetes, Serinales, Metschnikowiaceae. The record is from the annotation of a GenBank genome assembly.